AUGGAGCCACCAAGUUUACUACCGCACGUCGAUGAGCUCGUGAUGGAGUAUUUAUUAUUCCGUGGCUUUGCUAAAAGCUUUCAAGUAUUUAGUGCUGAGCGUAAACGUGAUCGUGCCAAGGGCUUUGACGUGGAACAAAUCAUCUCUCAAUUGUUAUUAUCCGUACAAAAUUAUCAGAUUGAAUCAGUAUUGGAAACAUGGAAGUUCUUAACUGCACGUUUCUUUAAUCAUUUAGAUGCGUCUUAUAUAUCGACAUUGCAACAGUUGGAAACGUCAUUGCUGAGACUUUAUGUGGUGAAUGCCGUCAAGUGUGGACAUCGAGAGAAAGCUACCGAGUUUUUUCAAAUGUAUGCGGAUAAACUAAAUGCUUCCGUGGCAGCUAAAGAAAGUGGAGGGUCGGAUUCAUGGAGUCGCUGGUUUAUUUUGCCAUAUAUUGAGCACCCAGAGAACGACCCGUACUUUCAAGUAUUCUUUGGUCAGCCGUGGCUGGAGGCCUUUGUAACGUCUUUUCGUAAUUUUUUAUCGCUUGUUUUUCGAAACUUGCCAUUGCCGAAGUUGUUGGCUUUUCAGCUAGCAAGACUAGAAGAGCCGACUUUGAAAUUGCGCCUUAAGGUAAGCCAGUCGGAAGCUACGAGACUUAGAUUAUACAAUAGCGAAGCAACAGCUAAGAUCACGAAAUUGGAAGAAGCUGGACGGCAAUUGCACUCGAUUCUACGCAUGAUGGUGCAGCACAGCUUCAUGGAACACUUUUCAACUUCAAGUUCUAUGGAUGUGGCAAAUAAUAGGAAUAAAAAUCGGAGCCGGAGCCGCAGCCAUGGUGCAGCAACAGCGAAUGUUGGACUCUCGCAGAAGCAGAUGAAAGACAUUAGAGAUCUUUUUGGUAUAAUCAACGAAGAUGGUUCGCAUGUAGAUUGUUCGUCCGUGGACCCGCGUGACAUCCCACGUGUUGCAGAAGUGUACCUGCCUGUUGAUGAGCUGAGUGAUGAUGACGCUCUCGAUCGAGAUAACAAAGAGGACGAAGAUAUUGUGGAUGCGUCAAAAAACCUAGAGAAUGAAGCAAACGAUGAUACUAUGGCACAAGUGUUUUGUCCUGUUGGCAUCUCCUCAAGUCCUUUUGCUGAAAACUUGUCGAAUGACCAGCCAUUACCGCCAUGGUCUACUGACGAAUCUGAUAAACUGAGCGAAAACAUUCGGGCAUCUUUGAUUCGUGAAUUUACCGUUGCUCCGUUUUCUACAAUUAAGUUACCGGCACGACUGACUAGCCUGAGUUGGUUGGGUCCGAGAGCAAACAAACAGCUGCUAGCGUGUACACUGGAAGGAGGAGAUCUGAUGCUAUGGGACACUGAUGGACAGAAAAUUAUCACGUGUCCACCAAACGAGAAAAACGUGCAAGCUCAACAACUCAUGUGUGCUCGGGAAGCACCCAUUGCUGCGUGUUUGCUUACUAGUCUUGAUGAAGAGGAAAAUACCUUCCAACAAGUUCUUGUUUUGCAUGGAGGUAUGGAGGAGCCCUUGCAAGACUACUUUUCUAUGGAAGGAAAGCAACUUACGUGCCUAGCGUGGAGCAAUAUGGGAAAUAGCGGAUACACCGGUGUAAUCUGGUUACAUGCAGCGGCUCCGCACGCACUGAAGUUGGUAAUUUAUCCGCCAUCUGUUUGUCCCCCCGAUGGAACGUCAAUGUUGAGUGUUCAUGAGAACGCCAGUGCUGUGAUGGAAUGGUCUGUCACGCCAAUUAUGGUUGCUGUCGCCGCUCAAACUGAUGCGUCUAGCGUUGUUAAAGGAAGCGUGAUCGAUAUGAAGCCAACACUAUUGGGUACGUACCAGAUGGACAAACCGUUGGCUGCCCAUGACACUGGGGUAGACACGACGAUACGCUUUGUUGGAUCGGGUGAUUAUUUUGUGGUUGCUGAUGCUGCUGUUCUCUAUAUUUUCAAGCGUGGCGAAGAACGUGCUAUGUUGACUUUCUUACCAAAUCAAGCAACGAUGGCAGAUUUAGAUUGUCAUCCGAAUCUACCUGUGAGUUGUUCUGCUAACCAAGACGGUGCCGUUUCGUUGUGGAGCAUGAAGGGAGUUUGA
Peronospora belbahrii is the source of this 2076-nucleotide messenger RNA. The record is from the annotation of a GenBank genome assembly. Lineage: Eukaryota; Oomycota; Peronosporomycetes; Peronosporales; Peronosporaceae.